This is a messenger RNA of Salmo salar (Atlantic salmon), 1286 nucleotides long. RefSeq names its product Transcription cofactor vestigial-like protein 1. Lineage: Eukaryota; Metazoa; Chordata; Actinopteri; Salmoniformes; Salmonidae. The record is from RefSeq and is marked provisional. Gene Ontology annotation, biological process: regulation of DNA-templated transcription. Gene Ontology annotation, cellular component: nucleus.
GGAGCGCUGGAUGUGUUGAAUGGAGGCAGGUUGUCUGACUCCAAUAAGUGGAGAGUUUGAUGUUUACUCCGUCAAUCUGGGAACUUGAGAGAGCACGACGAUCUUCAAAGGUUGUGUUAUAUCAGCAGCAUUUGAAGAAUGCCAGUGCUGUUGUCAAAGGAAUGAUAUUUUGACUCAUUUUUGUCAAUUGCAUGUAGGCAACAACAGCAAAGGUUCCUUCAACCAAUCAAACCAGGAACUUGGUCCUUGGUCAGAGGAGCUCACCUGCUCAGGAUCUGAGUUGAGUCAGCGAUGGCAGUUCGUUCAGGUAGCCCCCAGGAAGUUGUAAAGACAGAGGUGCAGUCCGAUAGAGUCAUCUUCACCUACUUCCAGGGUGACAUUGGUAGCAUGGUGGACCAACACUUCACCCGUGCCCUCGGCAAGGCUGGCAAGAACAAGGCCCACGGCGGGAAGGGCAAAAAGAGCCGCAAAGCUGUCAAAUCUGAGUCUGACUUAACGUCUUGUCGGUGGGGUGUCUCAACCCCGUCCUGGUCUGAAGGCCACUUUGCCCCUGUCUCUGGUUCCCUUCAGCUGGACGGGUCACCCGGUCUUCAGAGAACCCAUAAACCCUGACUCAGGAAUAGUUCUGGAGAAAAAGGACCUGUAUUGGUAUUAAAUUAAGUGUCAGUGCGCAGGGAAGAGAGAGAAGAGUCUGCAACACUCCAGUAAUCAGACAAUUUCCUGCCAAACCGGCCUCCUCCACAGCCACUCUCGGAAGGAUAUCAGUUCCUUGAAAUGCAACAGCUGGAACGGCCUCUCAGAAACAAAACACUUUCUGACUAACCUGUUUGCAAACCGGAUUAUAAUUCAACGAGUCGAAGGGGGGGGGUUAAAUAAAAAAUAGCCUGUUUCGAUUGUGGAGAAAGUUUACAUUACAUACUUACAUCAAGUUCCUACGUAAUAUUUUUUUUUACAAUUUAACAAUUUCAAACAUUUAUUGAAAUACUGGUGUUAUGAAUAGCUGUUGCUUCCUUCAAUGUGUGGACUUCGGAAGGAGGGGGUUUUGAUGUGAUUUUCAUUUGUGUUAUGGAACCAGCUAAUAAGGUUUAGCUCAAAGCAAAUUAAUGAAAUGCAGUUGAUAUCCUUAUAAAUGAUUGCCAUGAAAUGAAAGGGUUUUAUGGAGAGUUUUAUGAAAAAGGUUAUUCAGAGAUUGUCUAUUUUGUAUGCUCAACAGCAAUCUACAUUGCACUGUAGGCAUUGACACAAACCUCUUUUACUGUAAUAAAUGAGUUGUAAGACUUUGGAUU